UUUUUUUUUUUAAUCACUAAUUGAAAUAUAAACUAUGAAUACGUCAAAUUCUAAACUUUUACCGAAAACUACGUCGUCAACAAUAAAUAAUGCACAGGUGGAUCUGAAUACAUCUGGUGGUGACGAUGAUUCAAUACCGAAUAAGUCAAUAAAAUCUAGAAUCGAACAACUAAAUCAACAAAAGAUUACUAAUGAAACUACAAACACUAAUCCUGCCAUUAAACUCUAUACUUCUACAACAAGAGAUUCAAAUUCUUCAGAUAAUAGAAUAAAUGAUCAACCACUACAAAAAUUUAAGAAUAGUGUUAAUGUGGUUAGUGUGGUUAAUGCACUAAAUGCUAAAAAAUCUCCACCUCCGAUACCUCCUUCAAGAUCAAAACCUCAUGUAGUUGGAAAUAUUAAACCUAUUAUAUCACCACCAUCUUCAGCGUUAAAGAAUAAUAUUUCACCCACAAUUUCAUAUCUUCCCAAUAGUGCUCCUCUUCAAUAUUCAGUAUCAAAUUAUCGUAACACCCAUGAUAACCCUUUUGAUGAUUCUAAAGUAGCUGUUUCUAAAGAAGCUGAUCCAUUUUCCGAUAUAAAUGAAAUGGAUAAUGAAUCUUCAGUAUCCUCAAGACAUAGGAGACAUAGUCAUUCUCAUGUUACAUCCAGGGGAAUAGGAAAUAAGUUUAUAGAUGAUAAUUCAAUUGAAGUACCUUCAAAAAAAUAUAAUAAUACUUCAAAAGUUUUACAUAAAACUAAUGAAAAUGAUUUAGAGAAUGGGCCACCUUCUUUACCUCCAAGACCACAAAAUAAACCGGCUCUUCCUGAUCGUCCACGAAAACUUGAUCGAAAUAAUGGUAAGCAUAAAAGUAAACGUGAAAAAGAAGCUUCUGGCUCAGAUUCUGAUCAUUCAGAAGACCGUGCUUCGGAUACUCCAGAUGCAACUCGUGUUAAUAGACGUCCACCAAGAUUUCAUGAUAUUAAAGAUAUUAAUAGUAAAGUUACAACACGUAUUUUUGCCAUUGCUGGUAAAUUUAUAAUUACGAGUACAGGUCAUACUCGUGUAUGGUUAUUAGCGGAUGGUACAAAUAUUCGCACAAUUUCUCAUGAUGAUUCUAAGGCGGCAAGUUUAUGUUGGCGUCCAACUCGUCGUGUGGAAGACGUUGGUCGUUAUACUUGGUGUGGAACUCAAGAUGGUCACUUAUUUGCUAUUGAUAUUAAUAAUGAAAAAUAUAUCGAAAUUAAUAAGAAAGCUCAUAGUUCGCAAAUUAGUUUCAUAUUACGUCAUGGACUUCAAUUGUGGACUUUAGAUGAUAGCGGUAAACUACUAAUAUGGCCAGAAGGUGAUGAUGGUGUUGUCUCCCUGAAAUCAAAACCACAAAAUAUAAAAGUUUCAUCAAAAGUAAAUUGUGCUAUUGUAGUUGGAGAACAUUUAUGGUUAUCAUCUGGUAAAGCGGUUGAAAUUUUUAAUCCACUUGAGACACAAGGAUUAGUAUUGGAAAAAAUCGAGUUGGGAAAUGAUGUAGGAAAUGUAAAAUGCAUGACAUAUAUGAAACAAAUUAAACACAUGAAACAAAUGAAUUUUGUUUAUAUUGGCCAUGAUGAUGGAAAAAUAUCUGUGUGGAAUACUAAGACAUAUGAACGGGAAGUUACUGUGAAUGUUGCAGUUUAUUGUAUUAAUUCUUUAUUGAGUGUUGGCGAUUAUCUUUGGGUUGGAUUCAACACUGGUAUGAUAUAUAUAUAUGACGUACAAUCUUAUCCUUGGAUUGUAAUUAAAGAAUGGAAAGCUCAUAAAGCUCCCAUUGUUGGUAUGCAAUUGGAUGAGACAGGUUUAUUGAGAGUUGAAAAAUUACAAGUUGCUAGUUUAAGUGAAGAGGGUCAAAUAAUUACUUGGGAUGGUUUAAUGACAGAGGAUUGGAUAGCUGAUGAAAUGAUUGUUAGGGAACUUGAAUAUUGUGAUUUUAGGAAUGUUAAAGUGCUAAUAUGUUCAUGGAAUAUUGAUGCUUCAAAACCAGCAGAAUUAGAAAGUUGUUCUGAUGGUAUACAAUUCCUUAAAAAAUUGUUCGAAAGUACAAAGUCACCUGACAUUAUAGUAAUUGGAUUUCAAGAAAUUAUUGAUUUGGAAUCGAAAAAGAUGACUGCAAAAACUAUGUUGUUGAGUAAAAAGAAAGCUGAUAAACAGAUGAAUGAAAAUAUAACACUUCGAUAUAAGUUAUGGUAUGACAAAUUAAUUGAAUUUGUUAAAGAAUAUACAAAACAAGAAUAUGAAGUUUUGGUAUCAGAUAAUCUUGUUGGAUUAUUUACAUGUAUUUUUGCGAAAAAAUCUGAAAAAGGGAAAAUAAGAGAUACAGAUGUUGCGAUAAAGAAAACUGGAUUAAAAGGUUUACAUGGUAAUAAAGGUUCAAUAGCAACAAGAUUUAUAUAUGAUGAUUCAUCAAUAUGUUUUGUGAAUUGUCAUUUAGCAGCAGGACAAACUCAAAUAAAAGAAAGAAAUACAGAUGUAGCAAAGAUAUUAGAUAAUACAGUAUUUCCAUCAAGAGAAAUUAAUUCAUGGGAUGAUAAUGAAGGCGUAUUUGCACUUGGAGGAGAUGGAUCAAUGGUAUUAGAUCAUGAUAUAGUAUUUUUUAGUGGUGAUUUAAAUUAUAGAAUAAAUUUACCAAGAGAAGAAGUAUUUGAUGCUAUAGAAGAAAAGAAUUUUUCAUUUUUAUUAGAGCAUGAUCAAUUAUCAAAACAAAUGAAUAAAAAUCCGGGAUUUCGGUUAAGAUCAUUUAAAGAAAGUGUGCCAAAUUUUGCACCAACAUAUAAAUAUGAUCCUGGAACAAAUACUUAUGAUACAUCAGAGAAAAAGAGAACUCCAGCGUGGUGUGAUAGAAUAUUAUAUUUUGGUACUAAUAUUGUAAAACAAGAACAUUAUUCUAGAUAUGAAUGUAAAAUAUCGGAUCAUAGACCUAUUAGUGGAGCUUUUAAAAUAAGAAUAAAAACGAUCAGAAAAAGUCAUCAAGCUGAAGUUAAAGAAGACGUUGAUAGAAUUUGGAAAGAGAAAAUUAAAGAUAAAAAAAGAGAAAUUAUGAUUAAAUGGAUCAAAGGUUGUGGAUGGGAUGAACAAAGUGCUAUUAGAACUCUUGAUGAAAAUUAUGGUGAUUUAAGAAAAACUGUUGAUGAAUUGAAGAGGAAAUGAUUAGAGAAGUUGUAGUUAAAUAUUGAAAAUAUUUAUUUAUUUAAUAGAUUCAUUAUUUAUUUCUAUACAAAUAAAUUAUG
Messenger RNA from Rhizophagus irregularis DAOM 181602=DAOM 197198, 3240 nucleotides. Lineage: Eukaryota; Fungi; Glomeromycota; Glomeromycetes; Glomerales; Glomeraceae. The record is from RefSeq and is a predicted model, not a curated record.